AUGGGGGUCACUGGAGCUGGGAAAACAACUUUAAUGGAUGUAUUGGCCGGACGAAAAACAGGCGGACAUAUAGAGGGGAGCAUCAAAAUAUCUGGCUAUCCGAAGAAACAGGAAACUUUUGCUCGUAUAUCUGGCUAUUGUGAGCAGAAUGACAUACAUUCACCACAUAUUACAACAGUAUACGAGUCUCUUCUUUUCUCUGCUUGGCUCCGACUAGCUCCUGAAGUUGACGAUCGUACAAGAAAGAUGUUUGUUGAAGAGAUUAUGGACCUUGUAGAGUUGAAUACGCUAAAAGCAGCAAUUGUUGGGUUACCUGGGAUUAGUGGCUUGUCAACUGAGCAGCGCAAAAGGUUAACAAUAGCUGUUGAGCUCGUUGCUAAUCCUUCGAUUAUAUUCAUGGAUGAGCCAACUUCGGGCCUCGAUGCAAGAGCAGCAGCUAUUGUGAUGAGAACUGUUAGAAACACAGCAGUUGAUACUGGAAGAACAGUAGUUUGUACUAUUCAUCAGCCCAGCAUUGACAUCUUUGAAGCUUUUGAUGAGCUAUUCUUGAUGAAGCGAGGAGGGGAGGAAAUAUAUGUAGGUCCACUAGGACGACAUUCAUGUCAUUUGAUCAAGUACUUCGAGAGCAUUAAUGGAGUCUCCAACAUAAAAGACAGCUAUAAUCCUGCAACAUGGAUGCUGGAGGUGACAACUGUAGGUCAGGAGGAGAUUCUAGGGAUCAACUUUGCUGAACUAUACAAGAAUUCGGAUAUGUUCAGAAGAAACAAGGCAUUGAUUAAUGAACUCAGCUCUCCUAAUCCGGGUUCAGUAGAUCUUCAUUUUCCUACCCAAUAUCCGCAAUCGUUCUUAGCACAAUGCGCGGCUUGCCUCUGGAAACAACACCAGUCAUACUGGAGAAAUCCAGAAUACAGUGCCAUAAGGAUUUUCAUAACAACUAUUACAGCCUUAUUGCUUGGAACUAUGUUUUGGGGACUCGGCUCCAAAAUGGGGACGAGUCAAGAUUUGUUCAAUUCUAUGGGAUCAAUAUACUCUGCAGUUUUGUUCUUAGGAAUUCAAAAUAGCCAAAUUGUGCAACCAGUUGUGGACGUAGAGCGAACUGUAUUUUACAGGGAAAAGGCUGCUGGCAUGUAUUCUGCUCUACCUUAUGCUUAUGCACAGGUCAUGGUCGAGGUUCCAUAUGUUAUCCUUCAAACAAUAAUAUAUUGUCUCAUAGUAGUUUACUCGAUGAUCAACUUCCAGUGGGGCGCUUUCAAAUUCUUUUGGUAUCUCUUUUUCAUGUUCGCUUCGUUCAUGUAUUUCACACUAUACGGGAUGAUGACAGUGGCGUUGACGCCAAAUAGUAAUGUAGCUGCUAUACUCUCAUCGGCAUUUUGUGGGAUUUGGAAUUUAUUUGCAGGAUUCUUAGUUCCAUGGCCAAGAAUACCAACUUGGUGGAGAUGGUAUUAUUGGAUAUGUCCAGUUGGAUGGUCUUUAUAUGGACUGCUAGUAUCACAGUUGGUCUCUAGGUGA
Molecule: messenger RNA, 1509 nt
Organism: Asparagus officinalis (garden asparagus)
Lineage: Eukaryota; Viridiplantae; Streptophyta; Magnoliopsida; Asparagales; Asparagaceae
Product: pleiotropic drug resistance protein TUR2-like
Cellular component (GO): membrane
Molecular function (GO): ABC-type transporter activity; ATP hydrolysis activity; ATP binding
Source: RefSeq, a predicted model, not a curated record